Molecule: messenger RNA, 8676 nt
Organism: Tympanuchus pallidicinctus (lesser prairie-chicken)
Lineage: Eukaryota; Metazoa; Chordata; Aves; Galliformes; Phasianidae
Gene: LONRF1
Product: LON peptidase N-terminal domain and ring finger 1
Exons: 12
Coding region: 76-2241 (721 amino acids)
Molecular function (GO): protein binding
Source: RefSeq, a predicted model, not a curated record
UGGGCGCCUUGCGCAGCGCCGGGCCCGGCGGCCGGAGCGGCAGCGCCACACCCCCCUCGGCCGAGCCGGCAGCCGAUGGCGUUCUCUCCUGUGGCCGUGGGCUCGGACGCGUCGCCGGAGCCGGGAGGCGGCGGGCGGCUCGGCGAGGAGGCGGACGGGGAGCGGAGGGGCCGAAUGAAGGAAGCGGCGGGCUCCUCCCUGGCGUCGCUGUGCCUCGGACCGCUCGCCGGCCCGCGGCGCUUCGGGACCCUGGUGGAGUGCCUGGUGCUCAACUACCGCCUGCGGCAGGGGCCGGGCCGCGGCCGGGAGCGCGGCGCAGAAGGCGCGACCGAGGGCCCGCUACGGUGCUGCGGCUGCGGGCGCUUCCUGAGCGAGCCGGUCACCGUCCCGUGCGGGCACACCUACUGCCGCCGCUGUCUGCGGAGAGAGCUGCGGGCCCGCUGCCGCCGCUGCCGAGACCGGCUGCUGCCGGCGGGGGGCACCGGCGCGGCCGCCGCCCCGCUGCGCACCAGCGUGGUGCUCAGCCAGCUGGCCGAGAAGUGGUUCCCGAGGGAGUGCGAACGGGCGCGGGCCGGCGGGCGCCUGGAGGAACUGCUGGCGCAGGGCCGCUUCCGAGAGGCGCUGGGCGCCGCCGGGCAGGCGCUGCGGGCAGAUUCCAGUAACUUGAUGCUAAGAAUCUACAGGGCUGAGUCAUACGCUGGCCUCCAAGAGUAUAAAACAGCCAUAGAAGAUCUGAACUUUGUUAUUUCUAAAAUGCCAAAUUGGCCAGAGGUCUACUUCCGCAAAGGAAAAGUGCUGCACGACUCUGGCUUUGUAGGCGAUGCCUUACAACUGUUUCUACAGUGCUUAGCCCUUGAUGAGGAUUUUCUUCCAGCCAAGCUAGAAGUAGAAAAGACAUUGCGUGAUGUACUGUCACCAGAGAAGCUAGGAGAGAAUUUGAAGGAAUCUGCUUGGAGUUCACCACAUACUCGAAAUAAAUCUUUUGUGCUUAGUUCUGAGAUGACUGAGCCUUACUGCAAUUUACAACUUUUUCCUGAGCAGAGUUUAGGAAGAUCAGAGGUACUGGAGCCUGUGAUUGGAAGCCUAAAUCGUGCACAAUCUGCCCAUGCUCUUAACUCAACAAAAGCCCUUACCAAGGAAGAUGGCUUAAAGAGAGUAUCUUCUGAACCUCUUCUCUCUGGCCAAGAAAAAGGUGCUUUGUUGAAAAGAAAGCUUUCAUUUUCAGAGCAGGAUACAGUUGUGUGUGAAGAUGGAAGAAACAAACACAAAAAGCAAGGAGAAAAUACAAACAGGGACAUGAAACUGGCUUAUGGAACAGUUCCAGGGAAUUUGAUUGACGUAUCAGAUUUUGAGUGCUCUUUAUGUAUGAGGCUGUUCUUUGAGCCAGUGACAACACCUUGUGGACACACGUUUUGCAAAGGUUGCUUGGAACGGUGUUUAGACUAUGCUCCUCAGUGUCCACUCUGUAAGGAGAGUUUGAAGGAGUACCUUGCAAGCAGAAAAUACAGCAUCACAGAGCUACUAGAGGAAUUAAUAAUGAAAUAUUUGUCUGAUGAGCUGUAUGAGAGAAAAAGAAUUCAUGCUGAAGAAACCGCUGAACACUCAAACUUGACCAAGAAUGUUCCAAUGUUUGUUUGCACUAUGGCAUAUCCUACUGUGCCUUGCCCUCUACACGUGUUUGAGCCAAGAUACCGACUGAUGAUUCGCAGAAGUAUGGAAACUGGGACUAAACAGUUUGGGAUGUGUAUAAGUGAUUCUCAAAAUGGUUUUGCAGAUUAUGGUUGCAUGCUGCAAAUUAGGAACGUUCAUUUUCUGCCUGAUGGACGGUCUGUUGUUGAUACGGUUGGUGGAAAGAGAUUUCGAGUUUUACGGAGAGGGAUGAAAGAUGGUUAUUGCACUGCAGACAUUGAGUAUUUGGAAGAUGUUAAGGUUGUUGAUGAAGGAGAGCUGAAGAAACUGAGAGAGCUUCACAACUUUGUUUACAGUCAGGCUUGCAGUUGGUUCCAAAACUUAAGAAACAAAUUCCGCACUCAAAUUCUUCAGCACUUCGGGCCAAUGCCUGACAGGGAGGAAAAUAUACAGGCAAUGCCCAAUGGUCCUGCUUGGUGUUGGUGGCUUCUAGCUGUUCUCCCAGUAGACCCCAGAUACCAGCUGUCAGUUCUGUCUAUGAUGUCUUUAAAAGACCGUCUGAUAAAAAUCCAACAUAUACUUACAUAUUUUUCUAGGGACCAGUCCAAGUGACUAACCGCCUGGGUCUUCCUAAAAAGUAAAUCUGUUCUGGUUGUAGUAGCAGCUGGAAUUUUUGCUGCCUUUGCACAUCUAGCACUGGUUUGAGAAGUGUAACAGAACUGCUUUUUCUCUCUCCUUCCCGCCUGCCCAGCUUCUUGAACCAUAUGGUUCUUUGAAUGCACACUUUCUUCAACUAUGAGAGAAGACCACUGAUGAUUGCACAAAGUCAAUCCAGCUAGAUAUGUUUUUCACAUGAUCUGUUUUACAAUUUGCACUAUGUAGAAGAGAACGUUUUUGAGACUUGAUAAUUUUAGCCACUGACUUUUUAAAGAUGUGGGAAGCGCAGGACAAGGCUGACAGUCUGAGUUUACAACAUAGAACAGGUAUUAAAGGUUUUGCAAAUAAGUUUGCCUCAUACAACUGUUCUUUUGCUGUUUGCACAAAUAUUUGAAAUAUAGUGUUGAAUAUCACUGUUGGAUAUUACUUUUCUUGUUGAAUUAUCUUGACCAUGAAUAUGGCACAGAUUUUUAAGUUAUCUUGUAAAUGUAUGCAUCACAAAACAGGUGACAUUACGAACUGUAUGCUGAACUGAGAGCCAAUUUUAAGGAUCAAAUGCAAAAAAAAAAAAAAAAAAAAAAAAAAAAAAAGGUACUUCUGUCUAAAAAUAAUUAAACUGUGAAUAUGGUUUACAUACCUAGGCCUGUACAUGUUAAAGAGAAAACUGAAAACUAAACUCUAGUACCAGUUACAUUUCUACUGGGCUUUUCAGGCUGGCUGUUCUUCCAGAGCACACACUUAGUUUAUAGAGCUUUUAAGGAGAGGUCUUAGAGUGUGCGUGUGUGUGUAUUUGGGAUUGUGCAUCCAGGAUUUAAAAGCUUAAAGUUUUAUUUGAACUCUUUAAGUUGGUGCAAAUGUGAGUUCUAUGCCUUAUAUCAAUAGUAGAGCACACUGCAGUGGCAAGGUAAGCAUCAUGCUGCCAUUAAGUACUUUUUGUAAUUAAAGGUUUGCAUAUUUGUGAAUAUGUCUGAUACUGGCUUUCUUGUAUGUAAAUGAUUUGUAAAAUAUUUCUUAAAUCUUGCUUUUGCUAAUAUAUUUAAUUUUCAAUAAAAGCUAAAAGUUUGUAAUAUUUUAACUUUAUCAGAAACUAAAACUAACUUUCAUUUUCCAUAUCCUUCUGUUGAGAAACUUCUGCCAGGUACAGCUGCCAGGAGCAGCUGUUCAACUUAGGGUUGUGGGCACUUCAUGAUAUUAAGUAGCAUGUAUUUCUGCUUACAGUACCUCUUACUGAUCAUUGGUCAGUCGAGUUUGUUGCUGGGGUCUUUCUGAUGUACUGUUGUAUCUACUCAAGGUAACUUGAAGUAUAAAGUUUUCUUUUCACAGAAUUUGAAAGUAAUGUUCUUGCAGAACAACAUUUCACAAGUUUGCUAACCAGGUGUUUUGCUUUGUUCUCUUCUGGUGUUUAAGGUUUGAGAUACCACAGGCAACUAAGAAUCUGCUGAAUUUAGUUGUAACAUGGGUUUCAAUCCAGGUUAAGUUCGGGUUAAUAUUUGGGAAAGGUUUAUUUACAUUAAUGGAAGGAGGAUCUUCUAUUCCUAUGGUUUGGUAUCUUAACAACCUUAGAUGCUCAAUUUUUGUAUUAACAUGAUCUCCUUAGGAAUGCAGGUGAUUUUUUUUAAUUUUUUUUUUUUUUUUUCCACGAAAAUCUAGUGGUAGAUUUAUGGGUUUUGGUUUUGUUGUUGUUUUUUUCAUGCAGAGAGCCUUAGUUUUCAAACAGUGUGUUCCCAAACCUGACAGAAGACGUGGUUUCCAGAUGUUCUUAUUAAUUCCCCUGAGUUUUUAAUGAAAUAAAAAUUCUGCCAAGAGCAGAUAAGGAAGUGUCAGUUGGCUGGCACUGUCCUGUGCUUGUGUAAGUUCUACCUCUGGGAUUGGGAAAAACAUAAGAGAAAAUUUGAAGAAAUAGAAACAAAAAAAAAAAAAUGAAGUUAUAUGUAGAUCAAUAUGUACUGCAUUAAGACUUUUGAGUAUUACUGUCUAAUUGCUGUUCCACAAACAUCAUCACCAUGGUUGCCAUUGUAAAUGAUAAGAAAUUGAGAACAGAGAGGAAAGAUUUUUGAGGCCUCAGGUGUUUGUGGAUCAGACUUUGUCACUUUGCAGUUAGAAUGGAACAGGCAAGCAAGAUGGACUGAAAAUUGGCAUAGACCUUUCAGUGUAUAUCUUAAAGGUAUGUACAAUCUUGCACUUUGUGUGUAGUGUUUUGCAGCAAGCAAUAAGCUUGUCCUUAUUUGAUAUUUUUUGCUCCAUCUUGAAAGCAUGAGAGGCUGUUCCAGCAAGUGAAUAGAUAGGAGCUAUGUUUUUGAGGAUCAUUGGAUCUGUGCUGAAAUCUCUCCAUAGCUCUCUUAUUUAAAAAGUGUUAUUCUCAACUGGGAAGGAAAAGGAAAAAAAAAAAAUGCAAAAUGUUCAGUGCUAGGAUGUAACUUGUUCUAAAGCCUUCACCAAAGCAAAGUAUCCAGUGAGAUUUGAACCUUGAUUUUUGUUGAAGGUGUACUUUCCCAGCUGCUGCUGACAGUAGCUGCUUUCACAAAUAAAGGCCAACAAAAUGAUAGCACUGUGAAUUUGAAAAAACAAUUACAUCAGUGAUAAUCACAAGUGAUGUAGUUCAAGUGCAGUCAGAGAGCUUGCCAUAACACAAUAGGCAUGUCUAGAUAGGACAGACAGGAAAAAGUUAAUGAAGAUGACUUCAUACUUCCAGUUGACAACUUGUGUUUUGUUAAGAUGAAAGAAUGUUUUGUGUUUUAUAUAUAUAUUUAUAUAUAUAUAAAGGCUGAAAAUGAACUUGCAGUAACUAGGAAGGUAGCCAUUUGCUAGAUGUUUAGAUGAGUUAAAAAUGAAAUGAUGUAAGGGAGAAUUCAGGACAGGGAUCUGUGCUAUAUUAAGGCAAAUACAGUCACAAUUUGUUAAAUCCAAAUAGAACUUUGGAACUUGGCAUCUCGAAAAACUUUUUUGUUUUGUGAGAGUUGGCUCCUUGUAUUCAAAACUUCCUAAUCUGUCAGCUAGGAAGACAUUUUUCUUAACACAGAGCUAUACAGUGGGCUUGGCAAAAUGGCUUUUCCCUUGACAGUGUUGUAAGUUUUGGUUUCCCUUUUUUCCAUCUUCCUUUCAUCAGACAGCAUUUUGUUAGGUGUACUUGUUGGGGUUACCAUAGUCCAUUCUCUGUUGUAUACUUAGCAAAUGUUCCAACCUGCUGCCCUCUGUUGGUUGAAAUUCUGGAAUUUUUAGAAGCUCCAAGUUCCCAUAAAUGCCAACCUCUUCCUUUCUGUUUAAGACUUGAUCCUUGAAAAGACUCAAACCUGGUGCUUGAUACUCUCAAGCACUUGUUGAACUUUUGGCAGCAGUUUUGCUGUAUUAUUUUUCUCUCAGGUAUCCUCCUGCUGUUGAUGACAUCUGUUAUCAGAAGAGAGGGAGAGAGAAAUGUGUUGUUUCUGGAAUUAAUUGUUUCAGAAAACUCAACAUAUUUCCAAGUCCUAAUCGUUUUCAUACAGAAACAGAUACAGAAGUAAGAUAAUAAAAGAGAAGGCCAAGGCCUGCUACAUGGCUGAAGAAACCCAAAGCUCUACUGGUAGCCACAGCACUGUGAUGUUCAACCUCCAUUGCAGUUUUUAAAGAAACAAAUAGAAACAGUGCUAGAAGAGGAAACAGACAUCUUUCUUUAGUGUAGGUCUCCCAAAUGCUUGUCAUAAAGUACCCUUCUAAGAUAGGAUGAAGCUGAACUUUUUUCUACCCAGUAGAGAAGGGAUUUAUUUGCUUAUAACCCAGGUGACUGUUGUGACAUAUAAAAUGUGUCUCAUAUUUUGAAUGGAUAGGUAUGCUUUGAUAACUUGUCUGUAGUAGUGAUUUUGUAUAUCCUGAUAUGCCUUAAAUGAGCAAGCUUAUUUGUUCUGCCCUGUAAAGACCUAAAAUGCUUCUGCACAAGCACAACAGCAGAUGCUUAAGUGGUAGGGAAACUUAGCUACUAAAACCAUGCCCAAAGGCUUCAGGUCUCUGUCAGAUUAUGCAACAAUUACAUAAUCCUGCAAGUACUUAAAUUUGAGAUGAAAUAUGGAGCUGGGACUGCAACUCAGUUCUAGGGGCACUUGAACUAUGCAGGGGCUUUAUAUGUAGGGUUUGUUUUUGUAAAUCAAUCAUCUAUGUGCUCUCCCUCUAUUGAGGGAACAGAUGUAGUUUUUCUUUGGGAAUUAAUUGCUCAAGUAGCUUUCAGGAGGGAAAAAAAGUAUAAAAAAACAGCAUGCCUUUAUGCCAUACCCAUAAAAGCAAGGUUACUGCUCCAAGCACAUCAACUUAUUCCUUACAAUUCUAUCUAUAUUCAGAUGCUACUUAUCAUUGCCUUUUUUCCCUUUGAAUGUUUUUACAGAGUGGGGCUUGGGGGUAUUUUUGGAAGUGAAUUUGUUAUUAAAGACUAAGGACCACUUACCUGUACCUGCAGCAGCCGAGGUUGUAAUACAAGUCCUGCUGUCAGUAUUUCCCUCUGCUUGCUGCUACCUUUUAAGAGUUACUCCAGUAGAACAGGUAACUGCUGAAGAUGACAUGAUCUCAUGGAGAGUCUGAAGUUUCACAGAUUUUUACUGCGGGUAUUCCAACUUGAAAAAUGCAAAUAAACUUGAGUAACCUCUCCAUUAUAGGGUUUUUAUUUGUUUUACAACGAUACAAGCACUUAAGGUGUUGGGUUUUUGUUUGUUUUUAACCAAUGGGAAGUGCUUGCCUUUCAUAGCAAGAACUUUAGGAAGAAUUUUAUAUUAAACAGUUGAUUUGCCCCAUUCUAGUGCAAUCUUAAUAUCAGCAACUGACAGUGCAGGUUUUCUCUGCUGCUUUCAGCAAUACAUCAUCAGUGCUAACUACAGUGAAUACUUUUUGCAAGGCAACUUCACAAACGGGGCCUCACUUUUGAGGAUUUAGUACAGACUGCAAGAAAGGAAAAACACUCAAAAACUGAAGAAUGACCUUCUCCAUGGCAACUAAAACACUUAACAUGCUCAUGCCUAACACAGGUUGUCAGUGUUGACAAACGAAGUUAGUAUAAUCAGGGUGAAAGUGAUUUGAUAUAAGAAAUGAGACACUACACAGAGCAUAGCCCCACUACUAGUUUUUAUUGCAAAGAUAUUUUACCAUGAAAUUUCAACCUUCUUGUCACUAACUAGCUUUAAGUUGUUUAAAAAAAAAAAAAAAAAAAAAAAAGCACAUUCCCCUCAAAACUACACAAAGCGGUAGAGUUGUUUUGCUUCAGUGUAGGCUUUGAUCAAUUUAAGAAGGCUGCACUCAACUCUGAAAGACAGCACUAUUUGGAGCUCUGCUAUAGCUACAUAGAAGAUGUGGUCCGUCAUGUGAAGGCCAAGAACAGCAGAAAUCAAUCCAGUUUACCCCCAUUAAGUAAAUGUGAGCUACACACUAGUAAAACUAUACUUUAUGAAAAAGCAACAGGGCUUCUUCUAACAGUAAGCAACAUUAUCUACUACUUUAUGCUGGUUUAAUACAUAAGGUUCUUUUACAAGUGUUUACUGUACCUUAAGAGCUAAUGACUUAUUGUAUAUCUUAUCAAGUCUCCACAAGGCAACUUUGAAUUAAAUAGUUUAUUUAAUUAUAAAAGCAUAAGUUGUACAUUGAGUAAUUGCAUAUUUCUUGGAAUCAGUACCUAUUUUGAAGAAUGUUAUGUGCAAAGACAAGACAGUCAUGCUUAGGCUUGCCCCUGGUAUUUUGUUGCUUUACUAUUUGUUCCCACCUUCAGUUCAGUAUAUCUCCCAUGGAAACAGAAUGAGGGAAUAUAGAUACACUGAUGUGUAUGAGGAUAAUUUGACAGCAUCACAUACAUCCACAGUAGAUCUGCCUAAUAUUUGAAGGGCAAAGACUGGACUAGUCAAGAGUUAUACAGCAAGUAGGCAACAAGCCUAGUUAUGGUUCCAUUCAAAAUUAGAGUUUGUCACAAACAAGAGAACUGUUAAUUUGAGAAGUUAUGUAAUAGUUAUUGAUGGGGUGUAUAUACAUACACACAUGUACACAUGAAAAAAUAUGUUUUUUUAAAUAAGGCAAUUAUUUCUUUCAGGCUCUUACUCAUUCUUAGCCUAUUUUCUUAUUAAUACAGCAUGUUGCCAUUUUAUUGCUAAAAGAAAGCAUACCAUUAUUACAAGCAGAACAGUAUCAGCACUAGAUUUAGUUAGCAGUCCCAUUGAGUUAAUAAGCUUCAGGACAUACAUUAUUACUAUGUAAAAAUGUUACUUUUACAGAAAAAAAAAAAUGGAUUUCUAUUUAAAUCACACAAAUUAUGUUGACAAAACCAUCAUCAGUAGUUAACAGUAUAGACUAAAGAGCAGAACAGCACUAUUUUGCAACAACAGAAAGAUGUCUAAAAUAUUCUCAUCUUUUACUAAGUGGUUAUACUAAAAAAAAAAAAAAAUAAAA